Molecule: messenger RNA, 963 nt
Organism: Phodopus roborovskii (desert hamster)
Lineage: Eukaryota; Metazoa; Chordata; Mammalia; Rodentia; Cricetidae
Product: vomeronasal type-1 receptor 4-like
Exons: 1
Coding region: 46-963 (305 amino acids)
Biological process (GO): G protein-coupled receptor signaling pathway
Cellular component (GO): membrane
Molecular function (GO): pheromone receptor activity
Source: RefSeq, a predicted model, not a curated record
AGUGAUUGCUGGCAUAUUUUGAAGUAAAUUUUGCUCAGUAAUAAAAUGGACUUCAGGAAUUUGGGAAUAGGAAUAAUAUUAUUGCUAGAGAAUACAAUUGGACUUCUGGGAAAUGUUUCUCUUCUUUCUUACUACCUAUUUAUAUAUUACAAGAAACACAAAGUAAAGCCCAUGGAUUUAAUUAGCAUCCAUCUGAUCAUGGUUAACUUCUUGAUCAUUCUCUCUAAAGGAAUGGGCCACACAAUGACAACUUUUGGCUUGAAAUAUUUCUUCAAUGAUUGGAGCUAUCAACUUUUUAUGUAUGUUCAAAGAGUUUUCAGGAGCAUGUCCAUUGCUACCCUCUCUCUCCUGAGUGUCUUCUCGGUCAUCAUCAUCAUCCCUGGAAACUCCUGUUGGAAGAAACUUAAAGCCAAAACUCCCAAGGACAUUGGUAUCUACAUUUCUAUCUGCUGGAUCUUGUACAUCAUGGUAAACAUUCUUUUCCCUUUGUACAUGUCCACACAAUUAAGAAGAAAAAACAGAACAAAAGAGACAGGCUUUGAACGUUAUACUGUUGCAGGCCAUGACAAAAUCACAGUGUCCUUAUAUAUAGUUUUAUCUGUGUUUCCUGAGCUUCUAUUUUCUGUCCUGAUCACAUGGUCCAACAUCUUAAUGAUUGUCUUUUUGUAUAGGCACAAAGAGAAAGUUCACAAUAUUCGCAGUACUUGUGUUUUCCACAGUAACUCCCCAGAAUCCAGAGCUACCCAGAACAUCUUUUUCCGAAUGUUUAUCUUUCUGGCUAUUUAUACCCUUUCUACCAUCUCACAUGGUUGCAGUGCUCUAUUGUCUGUUCAAAAUUGGUUUCUGAUGUAUAUCACAAUCAUUACUACUUUGUCUUUUCCUACUUUGAGCCCCUUUGUACUUAUGAGUCAAUCCUCCCCUCUCUCCAUACUCUGCUUUCAUUGGAUAAAGGAUACAGAAUAG